CUGACACUCAAGGAUAUCGACAUUCGCGAGGGCCGCGCCUACGGGCGGGCGGCGCCGCUGAACGUUACCGACGAUGACGGCGACUGGUUCCGCCUUGAGACACCGAAGGACAUGCUCCUGGGGGAGCUUGAUCUGCUUUUCAUGCGUAAGGACCCCCCCUUCAACGCCGAGUACAUAUUCGCCACCUACGUGCUGCAGCGUGCCCAGGACGAUGGCGCGCUGGUGGUGAAUGAUCCGCAGGCCUUGCGCGAUGUCAACGAGAAGGUGUUCAUCGCCUGGUUCCCCGAGCUGACUCCGCCCACGAUCGUGACCCGUUCCAAGGACGUCAUGCGUGGCUUCCUGUCCGAACAUGGCCGUAUCGUCGUCAAGCCGCUGGACAUGAUGGGAGGACAUUCGAUCUUUGCCCUGGAUGAAGCGGACAAGAACCUGGCGGUGAUCCUGGAGACCAUUACGGCCGGCGAACGCCGCUAA
This is a messenger RNA of Geodia barretti, 471 nucleotides long. Lineage: Eukaryota; Metazoa; Porifera; Demospongiae; Tetractinellida; Geodiidae. The record is from the annotation of a GenBank genome assembly.